Molecule: messenger RNA, 1129 nt
Organism: Juglans regia (Persian walnut)
Lineage: Eukaryota; Viridiplantae; Streptophyta; Magnoliopsida; Fagales; Juglandaceae
Product: myb-related protein 306-like
Exons: 3
Coding region: 118-1095 (325 amino acids)
Biological process (GO): response to auxin
Source: RefSeq, a predicted model, not a curated record
ACAAAGGCAAACCCUAUAAGUUGGACGCUUGUCUCUACAUCUCAUAUUAGAAAGAGACUUCAUAGAUCAUAACGAAGACCAUUGCUGAGAAUCAUUCAGAGAGAGAGAAAGAGAGAGAUGGGGAGGCCACCAUGCUGUGACAAGGUUGGUGUAAAGAAAGGGCCAUGGACACCGGAGGAAGACAUCAUCCUGGUCUCUUACAUUCAAGAACAUGGACCAGGGAAUUGGAGAUCAGUUCCCACGAAUACUGGUUUGCUCAGAUGUAGUAAGAGCUGCAGACUUAGAUGGACUAACUAUCUCCGACCCGGUAUUAAGCGUGGAAACUUUACUGAUCAUGAAGAGAAGAUGAUAAUCCACCUCCAAGCUCUUUUGGGUAAUAGAUGGGCAGCCAUAGCAUCCUAUCUUCCCCAAAGGACAGACAAUGAUAUUAAAAAUUAUUGGAAUACCCAUUUAAAGAAGAAGCUCAAAAAGCUUCACACGGGUCUCGAUGACCAUAACCAAGAUGGGUUCUCAGCCUCACAGCCAAUAUCCAAAGGUCAGUGGGAGAGAAGGCUCCAAACAGACAUCCACAUGGCCAAGAGAGCCCUUUGCGAGGCUUUGUCUCUUGACAAACCAAGCCAAUUACCUGAAUCCAAUCCCUUCGAUGGCUAUCAUCCGUACACUAGACCAUAUCAAGCAUCCAUAUAUGCAUCCAACGCCGAAAACAUAGCCCGAUUGCUCGAGAACUGGAACAAAAAUUCCCCAAAAUCAGUUCAGAAAAACAACUCACAAAACACCCAGAAUUCCUCUAACAACCUCGUAAUUGCAAAUGGUUCCAGUCCUAGUACCGAAGGUGCCACAACACCAGAUGCUUUUGACUCGUUGCUGAGCUUCAAUUCCCCCACCUCUGAUGUCUCUCAAUCCGUGUCUGUGGACGAGACUGCAAAUUUGACCCCAGAAAUGAACCUCGUCCAAGACGAAAGCAAGGCAGAUUUGGAGACUCAAGUCCCUCUUACGUUUCUGGAGAAGUGGCUCUUUGAGGAUGGCGCAACUCAAGGUCAAGAUGUCGACCUAAUUAACAAUAUGUCAUUAGAGGAUAAUCCAGGGUACUUUUAAACAAUCAAGUUCAGCCUAACUAGGUUUAGUAGUU